GGUUGAAACUGGCGGAAGGAGGACUCUAUGUGUGACCAAGUUGCUGUAAAAGGAAAUUCAUAAAACCCUUCUUAAUGGGUCUCCGAGACUAGAUUUCUUCGUGUUAUUGUAAGAAAAAUUGCAGAAAUUUUGAUUGAUGAUGGCGGAAGGAGACACAGAUUGGGAAAUACAUCUAAGAACAUUAUCUUCGAGCGCCAGAGAAUCCAAUUUCUCCAAUGAUCCUGCUUCAGAUCAAUCUCUUCUUCAUUCUGUGAGGAAGCUGACUGCGUUGUGCAAAAGUGAAAGCUCCGAGAAUCUGACAGCUAGGGUUUAUCCUCAACUCAAUAAGAUCUUUCAACGUUCUGUAUCUUCGAUUUCUCGCUCUCGAUCCUCUUCUGGACUUCUUUUAUUGGCUAUUCUUCAAUUUUUCCUUGAUUAUGGAGAAUUUCUUCUGCAUGAUGCUGAUCCUAGUCUCAGGACAUUCUUCCGUUCAUGCUUGAGCCGUGAGUUUGCAGACCCUGUUGUUGCAGAAGCAACUCUAGAUUUUCUGAACCUGAACAAGAAGAAAAUCUUACUUUCAUUUCCUACCCUACUUCCUCAGUUUUAUCCAUUGAUGCUGAAGCUGAUUGCAUGGAAUGGGGAGAAAUUAGAAAAAACUUUCUUAAGAGUAUUUCCGGGCUUGAUGUCACCUGGGUCAUUUCUUCCUCUAUUUAUAUCACUUGUUGACUUACCAGUGUUGGUUGUCGCUCUCGAAAAGGUGGAACGGAGUUCUGGACCACUAAUUGGUAGCAGCAUAGCUUCAAUCCAGAAGAGCGCAGCUCCAGAGAUGCUGUUGGCCCUUAUGGACGAAGCAUAUACUGGUUCAACGAUUGGGGAUGGGGGUGCAGACUCUGAAUCCGAAGACAGCAAUUCAAUUACUUCUGAUCCACUAUUUCUUGAACUUCUUAAAGACGAAAAUGAUGGCCUUGCUCAACGGCAUUGGACUUCUCCGGGAAUGGAAGUGGCGCUGCAGGCUGCAAUUUCUCUUCCAUCUGAUAGACUAAAACAAGCACUAAAAUUGGCACCUCGGCUUCUUGAUGUGUAUUUUUCAAUAGCAUUGCAUGAUGUCAACCACUCUCUAAAAUGCGCUUUAAUCCCUAUGCUUCUCGAUAGAAAUUCCAAGCUAUUUCCCGACAAACUUUUUACCUAUGAGGUAAGAAAGAGGCUUUUAAACUUCAUAUUAGCUGCAUUUCAUCAAUCCCCCGAGUUCAUUGCAAUUUUGAAGAAGCCCAUAGUAGAUAGACUUGGAGAAGCUUAUGACAGUCCAGAAAAGGCCGAGUUGGCAUUGCAACUAUGUUGGGCGAUUGGGGAGCAUGGAGGGGGUGGCGCGUCUCACAAAGAUGAAGCUCGUGAACUUUUUGAGAGUCUAGAACUACUUUUGUAUGAAAAUCUUUCAUCAAGCCGUCUUGGUGUCGGAGACUCUGUUCUUGGCUCCAGUAGCUCAACCGUUAGAAGAUCGUCGCAGUCGAGGCUUCUCUGUUUUGUUGUGACAGCAAUAGCAAAGAUUGCAACACACCAUCGUGAAUUACUCCCCAGGGCACGUGUUUCACUCGGCAAGGUGGCUCAUUCGCGUAUCUCUGAUGCAAGAGUCUGGAAACGAGCUCGUGAUUAUUUAGGGUUAAUGAAUGAACCUGCAAUUUGUCUGUCUGUGCUUGGCCCCUCGGGACCAUCAAGUGGGUCUAUACAGAAGCCAGGGACGAUCAAUUGGAGCGAGGGAAGAACGAAGAUGAUUGCUAACAUCCCAUUUUACAUUCUAGGUGGACAAGAAGGCCUCCCUCCUCAUGAUUUCUCUUUGAUGGACAUUCUUCCUGGAAAGUUGGGAACUUAUGCACUUUACUGCUUUCAUGUUUAGCAGAUUAACUGUAUGGGGUAGAGGCAAGGUAUGCGUACAUCCUACCGUUGACCCUAUCUCUAUGAGAUGUACUGGGUUCGUUUUGUUUUGGUUGUUUAAUUGUUUAUUUUUGACCUGCAUGACUCUGGUGAUAACCUAAGAUAAUAAGAUGCAAGUUU
This is a messenger RNA of Cynara cardunculus var. scolymus (artichoke), 2028 nucleotides long. Its product is annotated as AP-5 complex subunit zeta-1. The record is from RefSeq and is a predicted model, not a curated record. Lineage: Eukaryota; Viridiplantae; Streptophyta; Magnoliopsida; Asterales; Asteraceae. The transcript is spliced from 16 exons. Bases 137 to 1870 code for a protein of 577 amino acids. Gene Ontology annotation, cellular component: AP-5 adaptor complex.